CCGAGACCGAGACAAGACCGGUCUCGAGUACUAAAACAACUAACUAGUAACUAUUCAAAUAGUUUUUAGUAACUAAUGAAUAGGUGAUAUAUAAACUGCAGAGCACCAAGUCCUCCUAGCUGACAUACAGAAACAUAAGAAUAGAAACAUUUAGCCUAUUGCAUAGCAGUGCCUCAGUUUUGCCCUGCUUUCACUGAGUGAUAAGGUUUUGUUUAUUUAUUGUUGGCAAAAGAAAUUGGCAUAAUUUUGGCACAAAUUUUUACAAAUGGUUUAGUCAUUGUUUAGCUGCACUGGUGUGGCUGCUUGCUUUGGAGAUAAUGCCUGUUAGAAAUCUGAUCUUUUUCCACUAAAGGGACACACCUCUCAAACACCACAAUCUGUAAACAUGUUUGAUUGUCCAACAUCAAGAACAAUCAGUCUGAAUCAUGCAACUGAUAUUUAUGACCCACACCUAGAAUUUUCCAGAUAACCAAGCAAUAUAAAUUAUGGGUGUUCUGUUGAGUUUUCACAUUCUGACCAUCAGAGUGGUUUGCUGUGAAAUCCUCCUGGCUGUAAGGUUGCUCAUAUCUCUGGAAGAAUGAAGGCUGGUCACAGGUGUCUGCUUUUCCACUGCGUUUUGUUGUCUGUCACUUUUAUGUGCCAUGGAAAAGACCUGUUCUUCAAUGACAAUGGAAACCUCAUACUCCCGGGGUCCUACAAUAUUCCAUGGAUGUCAGGCAUCGAGGAUUUCCGCGCCCUCUCUCUCCUCACCAUCCCUGGCACCCAUGAUAGCAUGGCCCUGUACGGAGGUCCAGAGCUCGAAUGCCAGUCCUUGUCCCUGAAGGAUCAGCUCAGGGCUGGCAUUCGUUUCCUGGAUCUCAAAGUGUUUGGACUGGGUAACACCCUCUAUGUCAUGCAUGGAGUGAUGUACCAACACAGCACUCUCAAGGACGUCAUAGACACUGUCCAGGCUUUCCUGUCAGAGUUUAAGACCGAGGCUGUGCUCAUUAGAGUGCAACCAGAGUCUUUUGAGAAGACCACUGUAAAUGAAAUGGUGCAGAGUCUGAUUGGCAAUGACCAGCGUUUCUGGGUGUCCUCUGCAAUGCCAACUAUGGGUCAGAUUAGGGGGAAAAUUGUCUUUUUGCAGAUGAACACCUUCACACUUGGAAUUCCCCUUAUUGAUACAAAUGGGAAAGGUAACUCCAAAGUCACCAACGUUAACGAUAAAGACAACAAAAUAAUCAAGCAGCUGAGCCAAGCCACUCUAGCCUGUGGAGGUGAUAAUGCUGUUGUGACUUACACUAGCGGCACUGGCUUUGGUACUUUCUGGGGAAUGUUUCUGACUCCAAAAAGAGUGGCUGAAAAGGUAAAUCCAUGGCUCAAUCAAUACCUGAGACAGUUUUACCCUAAUCAGCCCAGACCAUGUUUUGGUAUCAUUGCCAUGAACUUCCCUGGCAUUGACCUCAUUCAAACUGUUGCCAACUUAAACAUAAAUGGGUGGUGAUGGCGCAGCGGAUAAGACGCAUGCAGUAAUUUAAACUGGUAGAGGUUCAAUAAUUAUGUGCACCAUUCAUUUGAAAGGUUGAGGGUUUGGAUCUGAUGGACCACUAUGAAGUUCCUGUAUCUUUCCUAUCUGUACACACUCUGAUACAGAUGAAAUAUCUGGAACUCCAAAAUGUAAUCUAAAAAAUAAUCUCAUUGUCUUUGUCAGUUGUAUCCACUGUGUAAUUUUGGAAGCAAAUGGAAGCAAAAUGUUUUGCCCAUAAUUAUGACAAAAAUAAAUUUCAUUUUAUCCUCA
Molecule: messenger RNA, 1777 nt
Organism: Micropterus salmoides (largemouth bass)
Lineage: Eukaryota; Metazoa; Chordata; Actinopteri; Centrarchiformes; Centrarchidae
Product: 1-phosphatidylinositol phosphodiesterase-like
Exons: 3
Coding region: 578-1483 (301 amino acids)
Biological process (GO): lipid metabolic process
Molecular function (GO): phosphoric diester hydrolase activity
Source: RefSeq, a predicted model, not a curated record